Gaeumannomyces tritici R3-111a-1 is the source of this 1536-nucleotide messenger RNA. RefSeq lists its product as hypothetical. The record is from RefSeq and is a predicted model, not a curated record. Gene Ontology annotation, molecular function: protein binding. The transcript is spliced from 4 exons. Lineage: Eukaryota; Fungi; Ascomycota; Sordariomycetes; Magnaporthales; Magnaporthaceae. Bases 1 to 1536 code for a protein of 511 amino acids.
AUGCUCGAUGUGCCGGACGAACAUAAUCUGGCGGCGGCGAGGAGUUUGUUCUUCGUCCUUGUCCCCAGCCGACAGCUGGGCCGCCUUGUCGACGCUGCCCCUUGGUCGACGCAUUUCUUCAUUUUAAAGGAAGACGAGGAAGUUCUCGGAGAGAUAUAUGCGGUUGCGGGUCGGCUCCAUCCCAGUAUGCUACUAAGGCUCUCGUUGCUCCUCGCCAUCUUUGCCUGGGAGAAGGCUGCCACCAUCAGCUCUGCUGCAGGCAGCGUGGCCGGAGAAGCACUAUGGGCGCUCCCCGAACUACAGGUCCGGCAGUGCAGCCAUGCUCCGGCGAGCAUGUCCCGUAUCGGCGGCAUAUUCGCUUGCCCACAACCUAUGGACGAGAACAGCGUCUCGCUGAAAGAACCGGCACGAUGGGCGCCGUGGACACACCCACCAUUUUGCGCCGACUCGAGCUUCUGCGUCUACACCAACGCCGCCUUUCAGACCGGGCGCGGGUUCAGCAUAAUAACGACGCCCAGGGUGCUGGCGAGCGCUCAAGGUCAACUGGAGCUGGCUUUCACUGCCCCGCCCUUGGCUUCUGCCAUGGACGGUACCGGCGUCGACGAAGGGAUGGCGAUCGGGGGAACAAGGAAUAAGAAUAACUCGGCCGACGUCACACCGACUCCAAGGAGCACCCACGUGUGGGAGGUGAAGAAUAUUCCAGGCAAGGGAAAAGGCGUGGUGGCGACACGAAGGAUCCGGCGAGGCGAGACCAUAAUGGUGGACUACGCAAUGGUGCUUGCGGCAGUCGAGUUUCCCGGACGAGUGACGCAAACGCAGGGGAAUAAGAUCCUGGAGCGCGCGGCCAGCCAGCUGCGGAAUCCGGAGAGAGUGCUGGGGCUGGGUCGGAGCAGCACGGCGGGCGCUCCCGUUAUGGAGGACGUCAUGCGCACCAACACCUUCUCGGUGACCAUUAAUGGAGAGCCGUACAUGGGCCUGUUCCCUAGCGUCUCGCGGAUCAACCACGCCUGUGCUCCAAAUGCCCAGACGCGGUUUUCGGGGCGGACAUUGUCGCAAAAGGUUGUUGCCUUUCUCGACAUUGAACCAGGCGACGAGAUAACCAUCAGCUACCCCGAGUUUGGGAUGACGCACAAGAACCGGCAGGACACGCUCCUCCACCGAUGGGGGUUCAAGUGCACAUGCAGCCUCUGCGGCGCGCACCCUCGCGAGAUCGCGGCCUCGGACGCGCGCCGGGAGCGGGCAGUGAGCGUGCGCGACCAGAUCAUGGAGCACGUCCAAAGCGGCGAGCUGUCAGCGGCCAUCAGGCAGAGCAAGGCCCUAAUCGAGCUCAGCAUCGAGGAAGGGCUCGUGUCGGGGCUGGGGGACCACUACGAGCUGCUGGCCAGGCUGCACAUGGGCGCCAGGGACCUCGGAGGCGCGGCCAGGUACGCGAGGCUGGCCCUGGCCGAGAUGAGGGACUUUGGGGGCGGCGAGGAGUUUGACGGGUUCGGCGAGCUGGAGCUGUUUGUGGCACAGCUGGAUGCAAAGGGCGUGUAA